Molecule: messenger RNA, 3929 nt
Organism: Sorex fumeus (smoky shrew)
Lineage: Eukaryota; Metazoa; Chordata; Mammalia; Eulipotyphla; Soricidae
Gene: TBC1D9
Product: TBC1 domain family member 9
Exons: 21
Coding region: 118-3912 (1264 amino acids)
Molecular function (GO): calcium ion binding
Source: RefSeq, a predicted model, not a curated record
GCCGCGGGCUCGCGGGGACCAUGGGGCGCGCCGGGCCCCGCGCCGGGCCCCGCUGCUGAAGGCGCCCGAGCCGCCCCGCGCCGCGCCCCUGUGCGGGGGCCCGCGGCGCCCGGCGACAUGUGGGUGAACCCCGAGGAGGUGCUGCUGGCCAACGCGCUGUGGGUGACCGAGCGCGCCAACCCCUACUUCAUCCUGCAGCGGAGGAAGGGGCACGCGGGCGACGGCGGCGGCGGCGGGGGGCUGGCGGGGCUCCUGGUGGGGACUCUCGAUGUCGUGUUGGACUCCAGUGCCCGGGCCGCCCCAUACCGGAUCCUCUACCAAACCCCGGAUUCCUUGGUCUACUGGACCAUCGCCUGCGGAGGCUCCCGGAAGGAGAUAACGGAGCACUGGGAGUGGCUAGAACAGAACCUCCUGCAGACUCUUUCCAUCUUCGAGAAUGAGAACGAUGUCACCACCUUCGUGAGGGGCAAGAUACAGGGCAUCAUCGCUGAGUAUAACAAGAUCAACGACGUGAAGGAGGACGAUGACACGGAGAAAUUUAAGGAGGCCAUCGUGAAGUUCCACCGGCUCUUCGGGAUGCCAGAGGAGGAGAAGCUCGUCAACUAUUACUCCUGCAGCUACUGGAAGGGCAAGGUGCCCCGGCAAGGCUGGAUGUACCUCAGCAUCAACCACCUCUGCUUCUACUCCUUCCUGAUGGGGAGGGAAGCCAAGCUGGUGGUGCGCUGGGUGGACAUCACGCAGCUGGAGAAGAACGCCACGCUGCUGCUGCCGGACGGGGUGAAGGUGAGCACACGCUCCAGUGAGCACUUCUUCUCCGUCUUCCUCAACAUCAACGAGACCUUCCAGCUGAUGGAGCAGCUCGCCAACAUCGCCAUGCGGCAGCUGCUGGACAACGAGGGCUUCGAGCAGGACCGCUCGCUGCCCAAGCUGAAGAGGAAGUCGCCCAAGAAGGUGUCGGCGCUGAAGCGUGACCUGGACGCCCGGGCCAAGAGCGAGCGCUACCGCGCCCUGUUCCGGCUGCCCAAGGACGAGAAGCUGGACGGCCACACGGACUGCACCCUCUGGACGCCCUUCAACAAGAUGCACAUCCUGGGCCAGAUGUUCGUGUCCACCAACUACAUCUGCUUCACCAGCAAGGAGGAGCAGCUCUGCAGCCUCAUCAUCCCACUGCGCGAGGUGACCAUCGUGGAGAAGGCCGACAGCUCCAGCGUGCUCCCCAGCCCCUUGUCCAUCAGCACCCGGAACCGGAUGACCUUCCUGUUCGCCAACCUGAAGGACAGAGACUUCCUGGUGCAGCGCAUCUCGGACUUCCUGCAGCUGACCACCUCCAAGAUCUACUCGGACCGGGAGUUGGCAGGCAGCUGCAACAGCUCCGACGAUGAGGUGUACUCGCGGUCCAGCAGCCUCCUGUCCUCCAGCCCGCAGAGGAGCUCGGGGUCCGAGGCCGAUGGCGAGCGCCAGUUCAACCUCAACGGCAACAGCGUCCCCACCGCUACGCAGGCCCUGAUGACCAUGUACCGGCGCCGGUCCCCCGAGGAGUUCAACCCUAAGCUGGCCAAGGAGUUCCUGAAGGAGCAGGCGUGGAAGAUCCACUUCGCCGAGUACGGCCAAGGCAUCUGCAUGUACCGCACGGAGAAGACGCGGGAGCUGGUGCUGCGGGGCGUCCCCGAGAGCAUGCGGGGUGACCUCUGGCUGCUGCUCUCGGGGGCCAUCAACGAGAAGGCCACGCACCCCGGCUACUACGAGGACCUGGUGGAGAGGUCCAUGGGCAAGUACAACCUGGCCACGGAGGAGAUUGAGCGGGACCUGCACCGCUCCCUCCCCGAGCACCCCGCCUUCCAGAACGAGAUGGGCAUCGCGGCCCUGCGCAGGGUCCUGACCGCCUACGCCUUCCGCAACCCCAGCAUUGGGUACUGCCAGGCCAUGAACAUCGUGACGUCGGUGCUGCUGCUGUACGCCAAGGAGGAGGAGGCCUUCUGGUUGCUGGUGGCGCUGUGCGAGCGCAUGCUGCCCGACUACUACAACACCAGGGUGGUCGGAGCGCUGGUGGACCAGGGCGUGUUCGAGGCGCUGGCCCGGGACCACGUGCCUCAGCUGUACGACUGCAUGCAGGACCUGGGCGUCAUCUCCACCAUCUCGCUGUCCUGGUUCCUCACGCUUUUCCUCAGCGUCAUGCCCUUCGAGAGUGCCGUGGUGGUGGUCGACUGCUUCUUCUACGAGGGCAUCAAGGUCAUCUUCCAGCUGGCCCUGGCCGUGCUGGACGCCAACGUGGACAAGCUGCUCCACUGCAAGGACGACGGGGAGGCCAUGACCGUCCUGGGGAGGUACCUGGACAGUGUGACCAACAAGGACAGCACACUGCCCCCCAUCCCGCACCUGCACUCCCUGCUCAGCGACGACCUGGAGCCCUACCCUGAGGUGGACAUCUUCCGGCUCGUCAGGACCUCCUAUGAGAAAUUUGGAACCAUCCGGGCCGACCUGAUUGAGCAGAUGAGGUUCAAGCAGCGACUGAAGGUGAUCCAGACGCUGGAGGACACCACCAAACGCAAUGUGGUGCGGACCAUCGUGACAGAGACAUCCUUCACCAUCGAUGAGCUGGAGGAGCUCUACGCUCUCUUCAAGGCCGAGCACUUGACCAGCUGCUACUGGGGCGGGGGCAGCACGGCCGUGGAGCGCCACGACCCCAGCCUGCCCUACCUGGAGCAGUACCGCAUCGACUCGGAGCAGUUCAAGGCCAUGUUCGCGCUGCUCUUCCCGUGGGCCUGCGGUACCCACUCGGACGUGCUGGCCGCCCGCCUCUUCCAGCUGCUGGACGAAAACGGAGACUCUCUGAUCAACUUCAGGGAGUUCGUCGCUGGGCUAAGCGCCGCCUGCCACGGGGACCUCACAGAGAAGCUCAAACUCCUGUACAAAAUGCACGUCCUGCCCGAGCCCUCCUCGGAUCCCGACGAGCCUGAUUCCGCCUUCGAAGCCACGCAGUACUUCUUCGAGGACAUCACCCCCGAGUGCACACAUGUGGUCGGCCUAGAGAGCAGGAGCAAACACGGCAUGGACGACGGCUUCGUGACCGUCAGCCUGAAGCCGGACAGAGGGAAAAGAAGCAAUACUCAAGAAAACCGGAAUUAUCUGCGACUGUGGGCUCCAGAUAAUAAAUCAAAAUCAAAGAACGCGAAAGAUUUACCCAAGUUGAAUCAGGGCCAGUUCAUCGAGCUGUGCAAGACCAUGUACAACCUGUUCAGCGAAGACCCCAAUGAGCAGGAGCUCUACCACGCCACGGCCGCCGUGACGAGCCUGCUGCUGGAGAUCGGUGAGGUGGGCAAGCUCUUCGCCAGCCAGCCGGGGGCACAGGGCGGCAGCGCUGGGGCCCCCCAGGGCCUGCCAGGGGCCAUGCUGUUCCCCAAGAAGCCCACAGCGGCAGCAGCGGCAGCAGCAGCAACGGGGGCGGCAGCUGAGCCGGGCCUGGCGGGCGAGGCCGAGGAGAGCUCCCUGGGGGCCCAGAUGGAGGACAUCAAGCUGGAGGACUGCUCGCCCCGGGACCACGGCGCCGGCUCGGCCAUGCUCAUCUCGGACGAUGACACCAAGGACGACAGCUCCAUGUCGUCCUACUCGGUGCUGAGCGCCGGCUCCCACGAGGAGGACAAGCUACAGUGCGAGGACAUCGGGGAGGACACGGUGCUGGUGCGCAGCGGCCAGGGCCCCGCCGGGCUACCCCGGAGCACCAGCCUUGACCGUGACUGGGCCAUCACCUUCGAGCAGUUCCUGGCCUCGCUGCUCACGGAGCCCGCCCUGGUGCGCUACUUCGACAAGCCCGUGUGCCUGAUGGCCCGCGUGAGCAGCGCCCGGAGUAGCCGCCUGCUGGGCCGGGCACCCGGCUCGGCCAGCGACUUCGACCUGGCCGCGCUGUCGGGCUGAGUCUGCCCCCGCCGGCC